GCUGCCUUGGUGAGGACUUGUCUCCUUUGAGUUGUUUUUGAACAAGAGUUCAAACACCGUGUCGUGUAGAACUAGUUCUUGGUUUUUGGAAAGUUAGCAGGCGAUGUAACGACGCCCUGCGACGUGUUCACGGACUCGCUCGGGGUUUUCUACCAUGUUACGUUGUGUUCUUCAGCGGGCCAACAACCUGAGGCACUCGGACCCUCUGGCUAGUGUCACCUUUCGAGGGUCCAAGAAGAAGACCAAGGUCAUCAAGAACAAUCCCAAUCCGGUUUGGAAUGAGGGAUUUGAAUGGGAUCUGAAGGGGGUUCCUUUGGACCCGGGAGCCGAGCUUCACUGCGUCGUCAAGGACCAUGAAAAGAUGGGAAGGAACAGGUUUCUGGGUGAAAGUCGGCUUUCCGUUCGAGACGUUUUCAGCUCUCCUAGCUUGGCGGCUUGCUUCACUGUCCCUCUGCUGGACACCAAAAGGAACAACACAGGGGCAACACUUACCGUCCAGGUUUCCUACAUCCCCCCUCCCGGAACAGUUCCUAUCUUCCAAUCCCCAUCGAUGCCGGAACCCCUGCCUCACAGCAACCCAAAUGUGGAGCUGGACACGGUUACAAUGAUCUCCCUGGACACUUUGGGCGAGGAGGACACUGAGAGCAUGAUUAUGGUUGAAGUCCCGGAGGAGCAGGGUGCAGAUGAUGGGCGCUCACUGGUGGUAGGCCCUCAGGGACCUCAGGGCCAAGAAUCGCCCGGCGCCCAGGUCCCGAAACGCUCCCCACCCUCUUACAACGCGCAUGGAGGGCUGAAGAGGAGGCGGCGAGGCACCAGCAGUCAACCCAAACCACUGCCUAACAAGCCUCAGGACAUUCAGGUUCGCGUGAGGGUAAUCCAGGCUCGACAACUACCGGGAGUCAACAUCAACCCGGUGGUCAAGGUUACGGUGGCUGGACAGAGCAGGAGGACGCGCAUCCGUAGAGGGAACAAUCCAACUUUUGAUGAGACUUUCUUCCUGAACUUCUUCGAGACGCCGUCCGACUUGUUUGACGAGCCCAUCUUCAUCACGGUGUGCGAUUCGCGCUCCCUCCGAACGGACGCCGUCAUCGGAGAAUUCAAGCUGGACUUGGGCGUCAUCUACAGCGAGCACCGACACUGCUACUUAAGGAAGUGGUUACUCCUCUGCGACCCUGAUGACCUGUCUGCUGGGGUCAAAGGUUAUCUCAAAGUCAGCCUGUGGGUGUUAGCCGCUGGAGAUGAGCCACCGGCGGACAAGCGCGAUUGCGUGGAGGACAAAGAGGACAUCGAGGGAAACUUGCUGAAGCCCGCUGGUCUGUCCCUCAGAGCGGCGGCCUUUACCUUGAGGGUCUUCAGAGCUGAAGACCUUCCACAGAUGGAUGAUGCCUUCAUGGACGGGAUGAGGCAGGUUUUCGGAUUUGACAGCAAUAGGAAGAACCUGGUGGAUCCGCUGGUGGAGAUCCAUUUUGCUGGGAAAACAGUCUGCACAAAGGUUCUGGAGAAAAACGCCAAUCCACAAUGGCACCAGAGUCUCACAAUGCCAAUUCGGUUUCCAUCCAUGUGUGAGAAGAUGAGGAUCCGACUUCUUGACUGGGAUCGGGCGAGUCACAAUGAUGUCAUUGGCACCGCCCACCUCUGCAUGUCCAAAAUCUCCGCCCCUGGAGGCGAGAUUGAGGUGGACGACACGCUUGGAUUCUUGCCCACGUUCGGUCCGUGUUUUGUCAACUUGUACGGCAGUCCCAGAGAGUUCAGCACCUUCAAUGACCCCCAUGAAGCGUUGAACCUCGGAAAAGGGGAGGGCGUAGCCUACCGAGGUCGGGUCUUGCUGGAGCUGACCACAAAGCUGGUGGACAAACCGGAGUCCAAAAACGAAGACAUUUCAUCGGACGAUCUGCUCGUCGUUGAAAAGUUCCUGAGGAAGAGGAAGUUCUCUCUCUUCGUGGCGUUUUACUCCGCCACGCUUCUCCAGGACGUUGACGACGCCGUCCAGUUCGAGGUCAGCAUCGGUAAUUACGGCAACAAGUUCGACUACAGCUGUCUUCCGCUGGCCUCCACCACGCAGUUCAGCAGGGCCGUGUUUGACGGUUGUCACUACUAUUACCUACCUUGGGGAAACGUGAAGCCGGUCGUCGUUCUGUCGUCGGCGUGGGAAGAUAUCGCUCCGAGGAUCGAGGCGCUCAACAUGCUUUUGGCUGCUCUCGACAGACUGGAGGCUAACCUGCGACGAGUGCAGCUGGAAAUGAAAGCGGGAAGCGAGAUGGACGAGCUGGAGCUGCGAGUGGUGGAGCUGUUAGAUCAGGUGAUCGCAGACUGCAGUCAAGAGCUGCCCUCUCUCGAGCGCUGGCCGUGCGCGACCCCUCUGGACCGCUCGCUCCGACACAUCCGCACCCUGCAUCUGCAGCAGAUAACAGUGGCGGCGCUGGCCCUCAAACACGGACCGGCGACGGAACUUUCCACCGUCAUGGAGCAGGCGGAGGACUGGGCCGUCCGGUUGAGGAGCUUGGCAGAGGAACCCCAGAACAGCCUCCCUGACAUCGUGAUCUGGAUGCUGCAGGGCGAGCGAAGGGUGGCGUACUACCGCAUUCCGGCGCACACCGUCCUUUACUCCGAACGCCACAGCGGCAAACACUGUGGACAGCUGCAGACCGUAUUCCUUAAAUAUCCACAAGGGGGCGGCGGGGAGGCCAAACUUCCUGGUCAGCUCAGGGUUAAAGUGUGGUUCGGACUGGCAGCUGACGACAAACACUUCAACUUGUACGCUGAGGGAAAACUCUCCGUGUUCGCAGAGACGUACGAGAAUCAGACCCGGCUCGCCCUUGUGGGAAGCUGGGGAACUACAGGUCUCACUUGCCCCAAGUUCAGUGACGUGACGGGACGGGUGAAACUACCCAAAGAGAGUUUCAAACCCUCGCCUGGUUGGACGUGGGCCGGGGACUGGUACAUAAGCCCGGAAAGGACACUACUCUUUGAUGCGGACGCCGGUCACAUGACCUACACGGAGGAAGUCUUUGAAAACCAGAUGAGGUUACCUGGUGGACAGUGGAUUGGCAUGCCCGAGGGAUACACCGACGUGAACGGGGAAAAGGCCGUGCCGAAAGACGACGUGGAAUGUCCUCCGGGCUGGGUGUGGGAGGAGCCAGAGUGGUGCGAAGACCUCAACAGGGGCGUGGACGAUCACGGCUGGGAGUACGGCAUAACCGUGCCACCAGACCGCCGACCCAAGUCGUGGGUCCCGGCGGAGAAAAUGUACCACACCAACCGGCGAAGACGGUGGAUGCGCAUGAGAAGGCGGGAUCAGCAGAAGAUGGAAGCUCUUAAAAAGCAGCGCCCGGACGAGGCAGCGUGGGAAGGCUGGGAGUACUCCUCGUUGUUCGGCUGGAGGUUCCACCUGAAGCCCAGGAAGACCGACAGCUUCCGGAGGCGCAGGUGGAGGUGCCGAAUGGAGCCCCUGGAGAAAACGGGCCCGGCGGCCAUCUUCGCUCUUGAGUGCUCCCUGAGCAGCAUAGAAGACAAGCACGACGACAAGUCCAUCACAACCACCUUCGGAGUUAACAGACCCACCAUUUCCUGCUUCUUUGAGCGGGGCACCCGCUAUCACCUGCGCUGCUACCUGUAUCAAGCUAGGGACCUGAUCGCCAUGGACAAGGACAGCUUUUCCGACCCCUACGCCAUCGUGUCUUUUCUUCAUCAGUCCCAGAAGACCGUAACAAUACGAAACACCCUCAAUCCCACCUGGGACCAGACGCUCAUCUACUACGAUGUGGAGAUUUUCGGGGACACCGAGGCUGUGAUUUCCAGCCCCCCACAUGUGGUGGUGGAGCUUUAUGACCAGGACACAUACGGAGCAGAUGAGUUCAUGGGUCGCUGCGUGUGCUCGCCUUCGCUGAGCCGCUCGCCCCGUCUGGCCUGGUUCCCGAUCCGUCUCGCCGAUAAGGACGCUGGUGAACUGUUGGCGGCUUUUGAGCUCAUACGCCGGGACAAGCCAGCAAUUCACCACGUUCCAGGGCUUGAGGCAGACAUUGUUACCGCCAGCCAUGUUCUGGAUGAGUUGACGUUCCCGGGAUUUCUCUCUGACAGCGUGCAGCCGUGGUUGGAGGAGGCGGACCUUCCGUGCCUUCCCCCUCAGAGGGAGCCCAAUGUCUUCGUGGUGCCUCGCGGGAUUAAACCUGUCCUGCAGAGAACUGCCAUCGAAGUGUUGGCGUGGGGCGUUCGGAACCUUAAGAGCUUCCAGUUGGCCAGCGUCACUUCUCCGAGCCUGCAGGUAGAGUGCGGCGGCGUCACGGUCCAAAGCUGCGUCAUCCGCAACGUCAAAAAGAAGGCCAACUUUGACGUCAACACCCUCUUCCUCGACGUGAACCUGCCCCUCGAAGAGCUCUACAUGCCACCCCUUGUGAUCAAGGUCAUCGAUAACCGGCAGUUUGGUAGGAAGCCUGUGGUGGGCCAAUGCACCAUUCGUUCCCUGGAGGGGUACCGCUGCCCCCCCGGGGAGGAGGACGAGGAGCCGGAGGACAGUGCUCGGGCGGAGGCGGGCAAAGGCAGAGGUCGGAUGCCCCGCGUGGUCAGCGGCGAUGCCUUCAUCACCGUCGACGACGAGGAGCCGCUCAUCUCGCAUCAGCUUGCAGACGGAGGCAAUUCUGCUAUCAUUAAUCUCUCGGCAUCUAGCUGCAGCCUGCACGAAGAGGAGUUAAUGGACUGGUGGAGCAAGUUUUAUGCCUCCACAGGAGAAACCAACAAGUGCGGGAUGUACCUGGAGCAAGGCUCGGACACCCUGCAGGUCUAUGACAGAGAAUUGGAGAAAGUCGAAGCUUUUGAGGGUCUUUCGGAUUUCUGUCAAACCUUCAAACUGCGGCGAGGAAAGACGCAAGGGGAUGGUGAAGAUCCUUCAGUGGUUGGUGAAUUCAAGGGUAUGUUUAAGAUCUACGCCCUGCCAGACGACCCCUUGGCCCCCGCGCCGCCACGAAAAUUCAGGAAGCUGCCUCCCAACGGGGUAGAGGACUGCCUGGUCCGAGUCUAUGUCGUCCAGGCUCGGGGACUCCAGCCUAAAGACGCCAGUGGCAAGUGCGACCCCUACGUGAGGAUCACACUCGGGAAGAAAACCAUCAACGAUCAAGAAAACUACAUCCCCUGCACACUGGAGCCUGUUUUUGGAAAGAUGUUCGAGCUAAGCUGUUCCCUCCCCCAGGAGAAGGACCUGCGGAUUUCGCUGUACGACCACGACGUUCUGACCAAAGACGAGAAGAUUGGUGAGACGGUCGUCGACUUGGAGAACCGCUUACUGUCCAAAUUCGGAGCCGGUUGCGGUCUGCCGCAGUCAUACUGCAUCUCGGGUGUGAACCGGUGGCGGGACCAGUUUACGCCCAGAGAGCUUCUGUCCAGUAUAUGCGAGCAGCAGAACCUACCAAAGCCUGUCUACCACAGAGAGACGGUCCUCUUUAGAGGGGUGCAGUAUUUUGCCUCCGAUCUGGCAGACGGACACCAGUGCCAACGUCACCUGGGCCCGAUCGAAGAGCGUCUUUCACUACACAUUCUAAGGCAAAUGGGUCGAGUGCCAGAACACGUUGAGACCCGAGCUCUGUAUAACCCGCUACAGCCCGACAUUGAGCAGGGACGCCUGAUGAUGUGGGUGGACCUGUUUCCCAAGUCUCUGGGACCACCCGGACCCCCCUUUAACAUUACGCCACGCAAGGCCAAAAAGUUCUUACUGCGCUGCAUCAUCUGGAACACCAGCGACGUCAUCCUGGACGACAUUAGCGUCACUGGAGAGAAGAUGAGCGACAUCUACGUGAAAGGCUGGCUGGACGGGCACGAGCACAACAAGCAGAAGACGGACGUCCACUACCGCUCGCUGGACGGGGAAGCCAACUUCAACUACAGAUUGGUCUUUCCUUUCCUCUACUUGCCGGCCGAGCAGCUCUGCGUCGUGGACAAAAAGGAACAUUUCUGGAACCUGGGUAAAAGUGAAACUAAACUAGCUCCCAGGCUGACCAUUCAGGUGUGGGACAACGACAAGUUCUCCUUCGACGACUACCUUGGUCACCUGGUGACGGACCUGAACCGCAUGAUACGUCCCGCUAAGUCACCUGAAAAGUGCGACCUGCGUCUGCUGGAGCAGCCGGCCGACCGGCGGGUGUCUCUCUUCGAGCAGAGGACCGUCAAGGGUUGGUGGCCCUGCGUCCGCGACCAGGACGGAGAGAAACUACUCGCGGGGAAGGUGGAGAUGUCUCUGGAGGUAGUGACAGAACAAGAAGACGAGGAAAGACCAGCCGGACUAGGCCGAGAUGAGCCCAACAUGAACCCCCAUCUGGAGGAACCUCGGCGUCCCGAGACGUCCUUCCUGUGGUUCUCGUCGCCCUACAAGACGAUGCGCUUUAUCCUGUGGAGACGCUUCAAGUGCUUCAUUGUCCUUUUCUUCAUCCUCUUCCUCGUCCUCCUCUUCCUCGGCGUCUUCCUCUACUCCUUCCCGAACUACGCCGCCAUGAGGAUGGUCGGCCCGUUCGGACCGGCCCGAGUAUCCGAGUAACCUCGGAGAAAAUUCCCCGCCCGUCAGAAACAUCGGCGGUGACGCGCGCUCGCCUAGUCUGCGUCACGCGCCGUCUCUCAUCUCUCUUUCCUUUUCAUGCGUUCCUCUCAUGUGCGCUCACGCAGCGAGGCGGGCGGAGAAAGCGCAGCCAACGCAACUUGAACAACCGCCACGGAAUCGGAGAGGGAUUCUGAUGUUGCGAGCCCCCGCUGCGAAGCCUCCGACUCCAAACUUCCAAACGGACUCGUUAUUCUCUUUGAACGCCAAUGAUCUCGUCAGAUCUUUUAUUUCCUCUUUCUCGCUUCUUUUUCACGUCUUCAUUACUCCCGCCGUGGUCUUCUCCGGCAGCCGCAAAGGUGGAAAGUUAGUCUGCGAACUCGACCCGAGUGGAAAAGUUGACUUAGUCGGCCCGGCGGAACUGAGCGAGCCUUGUAAACAAAAGUCUCAUUGAGGGCUCAAACACUGGAAAGACUUUUGGUACCCGUGUUCGCGUGCCAGGUUCAAAACCGGUGUCGCUUCUUGCUGCUUCCUCUGCUGUUGACUUUCAUGAUACACUUAUUUAAUAAUGUCGAAAAAUGCUUGUCUUUAUUAAAUGCUUCAUUGAGUGAGUCCAAUGAAAUCCGCUCACUGCUGAGAACAGCUGUGCACACACACACACACAAUGAAUUGCAAUAGCACACUAGUGUUUAACAAGCUAAAUGAUGAUUGACACAUUCGGCGUCUUUGAAGGUAGCGUUGCCAAGCUUCUCUGGCAAGAUUAAAGCUUCAACGCCUGUCAAUCAUCGUUAACUGGAACGAGCCAUAUACCAAACCAUUGACAUUCAACUGGCGCGAUGUCGAUGCCAUUGACAGCCGUGUGCAUCCUUGCCAAUGACGGCCAUGCGUGUCAAUUCUAUUGAUGCCAAUGUACUUGAAUGACAUUGACAGCCAUGUACGUCCAUGCCAUUGACAGCUAUGUACGUCUUUGCCAUUGACGACCUUGCGUGUCGAUGCUAUUGAUGCUAAUGUACUUGGAUUCCAUUGACAACCAUGUACAUCCAUGCUAUUGAAAGCCAUAUACGUC
Messenger RNA from Corythoichthys intestinalis (scribbled pipefish), 7583 nucleotides. RefSeq names its product dysferlin, limb girdle muscular dystrophy 2B (autosomal recessive) (gene dysf). Gene Ontology annotation, biological process: plasma membrane repair; monocyte activation involved in immune response; macrophage activation involved in immune response. Lineage: Eukaryota; Metazoa; Chordata; Actinopteri; Syngnathiformes; Syngnathidae. Gene Ontology annotation, cellular component: cytoplasmic vesicle; T-tubule; membrane. The record is from RefSeq and is a predicted model, not a curated record. The coding region runs from base 155 to 6520 and encodes 2121 amino acids. The transcript has 56 exons.